UCCAGGGCUGCCUAUAAAAAGGAGGGAAGAUGGUUCAGAUCCCAGAAGGAGCCAGCAGGAGUGAAUCCCCAAGCUGCCACACUCCCCUGCCCGUCCAGCAUCAUGAAGGGUCUCACGGCUGGUCUCCUUAUCCUCCUCUGCACCGUGGUCCUCACCAGGAGCCAAGACAGAGCCCCCAACCCAGGCGCCUGCUGCUGGACCUUGGUCUCCCGGGUAAUCCCCCUACAAUUUGUGGUCUCUUAUCGUGACACUGGCAGCUCUUGCCCCAAGCGUGCUAUCAUCUUCACCACAAAAAAGGGGCUGCACAUCUGUGCCAAUCCCGAGGAUGCCUGGGUUCAGAGAUACAUCAAGCUCCUGGACCAGAACUCCUGAGGGGUCCAGCAGAAACCAGUGGAAGGCGUGGGUAGACUGGGAACAUCUCUGAAACCCCCGAAGUCCUUUCUUCUUUGGGUACCUUCCCUCUCCACUAACCGUAUGCUGAAAUCUUUCUUAACUUUAACUUAGGCUACUUAAAUAUUGUAAUUCACUUUAUCCACUUAACGUUUUCUCCCAGCAUACAGUAGUAGACUCAUGCUUUGGUGGUAAGGAACGACUGUGCCCCUCUCUCUAGGUAGACUUCAGCCCAAAUCCAUCCGCACAUGCUUACUGAGUUUUUAUGAGCCCCUGACUCUGUUAAAAAUGUCAGAAAAAUAAAGAUUCUUUUUGUUUUCUGA
Messenger RNA from Nycticebus coucang (slow loris), 713 nucleotides. Its product is annotated as C-C motif chemokine 18-like. Gene Ontology annotation, cellular component: extracellular region. Gene Ontology annotation, biological process: chemokine-mediated signaling pathway; cellular response to interleukin-1; lymphocyte chemotaxis. Bases 103 to 372 code for a protein of 89 amino acids. The record is from RefSeq and is a predicted model, not a curated record. NCBI's taxonomy places the organism in Eukaryota, Metazoa, Chordata, Mammalia, Primates, Lorisidae. The transcript has 3 exons. Gene Ontology annotation, molecular function: CCR chemokine receptor binding; chemokine activity.